Messenger RNA from Trachemys scripta elegans, 2249 nucleotides. Its product is annotated as NACHT, LRR and PYD domains-containing protein 3-like. The coding region runs from base 45 to 2249 and encodes 734 amino acids. Gene Ontology annotation, molecular function: protein binding. The record is from RefSeq and is a predicted model, not a curated record. Gene Ontology annotation, cellular component: cytoplasm. Lineage: Eukaryota; Metazoa; Chordata; Testudines; Emydidae. The transcript has 3 exons.
AGUUCACAUGACCUUUGUUUGAUCAACUGUACUCAGUACGUCUAAUGCUUCAUGCCAUUGUCAUUGAAUUAGAUUACCAGAAGAAGUAUAGAGAACAUAUACAAGAAGAAUACCAAAUAAUAGAAGACAGGAAUGCUCGCCUGGGUGAAUAUGUAAGUCUAAACAACAGAUACACAAAACUGCUUAUUGUAAAGGAACAUCGGCAGCGGGAGGAGAAAGAACAUGAAAUAAUCACCAGAGGAAGGAGACAUGCAGAGUUGAUGGCUCAACAAACCAGUCACACUAAGAUUAGUGUUUUAUUUGACCCUGAUAGAAAUCAGGAAAUCCCAAGAACUGUUGUGCUGCAGGGAGCUGCUGGAAUUGGGAAAACAAUGACAGCAAGAAAGAUCAUGUUGGACUGGGCAGCUGGGAAACUCUAUCAGAAAAAGUUUGAUUAUGUUUUCUAUAUAAAUUGCAGAGAAAUAAACCGUGUUACUGCAGAACAAAGUGUUGCUGAUUUGCUUUUAAACAAUUUUCCUGAUGGAGUAAGACCAAUUAAAGAAAUCUUUAAGAAGCCAGAAAAACUCCUGUUUGUAAUAGAUGGUUUUGAUGAAUUGAGUUCCUUGCUAGAUAUUGAUGAAGUUAGUCUGUGCACUGACCCAUUUGAGAAGAAGACAGUGAAAACCAUCCUGUGCAGUUUACUGAGAAAGAAAGUUCUUCAAAAAUCCUUCCUACUAAUCACUACAAGACCAACUGCUCUGGAGAAACUAAAGCAGAAUUUGAGGUUUCCAUGUUAUGCAGAAAUAAUGGGAUUUUCUGGAGAAGACAGGAAAGAAUAUUUUCAUAAAUUCUUUUGUGAUGAAAAGAAAGCAACACAAGCCUUUAAUUUUGUCAAAGAAAAUGAAAUGCUCUUCACCAUGUGCUUUGUCCCCAUUGUGUGUUGGAUCAUCUGCACGGUUAUGAAGCAACAGAUGGAAAGAGGGGAAGAUCUUGCACAAACUUCAAAAACAACCACCUCGGUAUAUUUGCUCUUUCUGACCAAUUUACUAACUGGUCAUCUCACUGGCUCAAUACAAGAAUCUAAAACUAACCUGUGGAAGCUUUGCUCAUUGGCUGCAGAUGGAAUUUUAAAACAGAAAAUACUGUUUGAAGAAGGUGACCUGAAGGAACACAAUUUAUCCUUGUCUAACAUUCAGUCUCUCUUUCUGAUUAAAAGUAUUUUUCAAAAAGAUACUGAAUGUGAGAGUGUCUACAGCUUCAUUCACUUGACCUUCCAAGAGUUUUUUGCAGCUCUGUUCUAUGUGCUAGAGGAAGAUGAAGAGACAAUGAAAAAAUCAUUGACUUUUAAGAAAGAUGUGAACCACUUGCUAAAAACUUAUAGAACAUCUAAAAAUAAUUAUUUGAUGUUAACAGUACGUUUCUUGUUUGGUCUCUUAAAUAAAGAGAGACGAAAUGACAUAGAGAAAAUGUUAAAUUUUAAAACAACCUCUGAAAUAAAGCUGGAUUUAUUGAAGUGGUUUGAAGCAGAAGCUAAAAACAUCUCCUCUCUGCCCUAUAAGACCUAUGAGGAACUGUGUGACCAGCUUGAGUUGUUUCACUGUUUGUAUGAGAAUCAGGAAGAAGAGUUUGCGAAAAGCGCAAUGGAUAAUUUCCAAGAAAUUAGACUGGAACACAUCAGGCUUACAACAAUGGAUGAAAUUGCUCUUUCAUUCUGUGUAAGGAAUUGUUGUAGUAAGCAGUCACUUUACCUAUGUAAUUGUACGCUUGGGAUUGGAGAACAAGAAGAGGGAUGGAGAGCAAAGCUACGGAAACGAUUAUUUCCUCUGUAUUACCAGAAAGAAGGAAGUGUCACUGCACUAAGUGAAGUGAAUACUGACCUCUUUAUGGAAGGAGAUGGUUAUUGUUCUCUCUGUUCACUUUGCAGGUUGUGGCAGUGCAGCCUCACAGCUGCUUGCUGUGGGGAUCUCUCUGCUGCCCUCAGUACAAACCAGUCCCUGACUGAGCUGGAGCUGAGUGGGAAUAAACUGGGAGAUUCAGGAAUUAAACUUCUGUGUGAAGGACUGAAACAUCCCAGCUGUAAACUGCAGAAAUUAGUGAUUUGGGAUUGCCAUCUGACUGAUGCUUGCUGUGGAGAUCUCUCCUCUCUGCUCAGCACAAACCAGUCCCUGAGAGUGCUGAACCUGAGCAGUAAUAACCUGAGUUAUUCAGGAGUGAAGCUUCUGUGUGAAGGACUGAAACAUCCAAACUGCAAGUUAGAGAAGCUCGAGUAA